GCUCCAGUGUUGAUCUCAAUUUGUCUCGGACCAYAAACUAGAAAGAUGUUUUUCAACUGCUGAAGCCAUAACGAUCUGAUUAGACUGGCUUUGGUUUAUAUAUCUCCUGACGGCUGAGAGACACGGAAAUCAGAUCCACCCAUUGUCAUCGCCGCUCGUGGGUAACUGAGUGUGGCAAGCUUAUGUAGGUGGUUGUCGACCUAUCGCGAUAAUCAGAGUGCAAUCAUCCAGCCAACUGAACACUGCACGCGCUGCAGAGACCAACCUCACAAACACUCAUGGAUAAAGUUCACGGGAAAACGCUUCCACARGACAAAGGAAAGAAAAAAAUGAAAAGAAGAGGACCACGGUUGACAGGCGUCAGUAGGCAAAGACGAUUAGCCAACACAAGAGAGAGGAAUAGAGUUCAAAUUCUAAACGCAAACAUCGAUAGACUACGAGACCUCAUUCCYCUCUUCCCAGACGAGAAGAAGCCCUCAAAAACAGACACUGUGAGAUUGGCCGCAGAGUACAUUGGACACCUAACCGACAUCUUACAAACCACAGAAAAACCGCAAUCAACUUCCAGCGAGUCUACAAGCGACGAACUCGAUUUUGAGGACUUUACAUCCGACUUUGAUAUAACAGACCUGCAUUUUGAUAUUGAUCCUUUGCCUGAUAUCUACGGGUUCAACAUCGAAGACUUGUUUUGGGAUGACCAAGCAUUUUAUUCAUGAAAGGCACGCCAUGGAUUGUGACAGCACAAAAGGCUUGUAUUUAUAGAAAUGAAGCAAAUAUUUUUAUAUAAAAAAAACGUCGGAUUUUUGACGUAGAAGUCGAAAGAUUAUUUUAAUACAUAUGACUAAUAACAAUUAUAAUAUGGGUUAGACUAGGUACCUUAAGAAACAAGAAAGCAGCUUUAAAUGAAUUCCACAAUCAGUAUAUUCGUAAAGCUCAUAAAUGCUAUAUACCAAGGUAUUCUAUGAAUACAUAAAAGUACCACAUGGAUGGAAAAGCUUUGCAUUUUACUGUGCAUGCAUGGUAGUGAAUAGAAUUGAAAAACAUAGCAUUUUUUAAAAGAAAAUUAGAACAUUUUAAAUAACAAAUAGGAUAUAUUUAAAAAUUUGACAAAAAGGAUUUUUAAAUAUAGGAAAUUUGCGAGCCUUCGUAGAGGAACGCACUCGACUUGAGUUUUAAAUUAAGGACUGAACAUUUUGCUUGCAAUAUAGUUGUUUAGGGCAUAACAGAAGCAUAAAUCUUACAGAAUAUACAGCGUACUUUAUACAGGCAAUUGAUAGAUUACAGUGCUUUUAAUCAUGAAAGUACUUUGAAAAUUCUUGAUAUUAAAUAGUAAUAAAUAUUCGGAAACGGUACAAGAAGUAUGGAACACUUUGCACUACUGCUUCUUUCUGAAUAGUGUCAAUUAAACAAUAGAAAAUAAUAGAAUUAGCAUAAUUUUGCAGUAUUUAGUGGCAAUUAUGUUUCAAACUUUUAAUGCUUGAACUCUAAUGUAUGAAAAUAGGUAGUCUUUUUCAGCUGGUCGACCUUUUUGGGAUUAAAUACUUUGAAAAACAAAGUGCAAAUCACUCGCUACAACACUUGAGCAUAUCCCAAAACAAAACAAAAUUCGUAAAUAGCAAUUAACUUCUUGUAAUUAAAAUCAUAUUGACAUCAAUUUCGAUUGAAAAAACAUAUACACAUCUGAUAUGUUUAUCGAAAAUUAUACAGAAAUAUGCUGCACAUUGUAAUGAUAGUAAACACAUGUAGUUAUAACAUUUUUAUAUAUCGAAUAAAAUCAAUAAAAACAUUUGCAAAGGAUUAAUCA
Molecule: messenger RNA, 1804 nt
Organism: Exaiptasia diaphana
Lineage: Eukaryota; Metazoa; Cnidaria; Anthozoa; Actiniaria; Aiptasiidae
Product: basic helix-loop-helix transcription factor scleraxis
Exons: 2
Coding region: 279-716 (145 amino acids)
Biological process (GO): developmental process; regulation of transcription by RNA polymerase II
Molecular function (GO): protein dimerization activity; RNA polymerase II transcription regulatory region sequence-specific DNA binding; DNA-binding transcription factor activity, RNA polymerase II-specific
Source: RefSeq, a predicted model, not a curated record